AGACUCAGUGCAAUUUAUGGUGGGACGUAUAUGCUUGACAAGGCGGUUGAUGAACUUGUCAUGGAAGACGGUAAAGUGGUUGGUGUGAGAUCUGGAAAAGACAUCGUCAAGGCGAAACAAGUUUAUUGCGAUCCAUCUUAUGUUCCUGAUCUUGUUGAAAAGAUUGGUCAGGUGGUGAGAUGUGUCUGCUUGUUGGAUCACCCAAUUCCGAACACGAUGGAUGCGACGUCUUGUCAAAUAAUCAUCCCACAGAAACAAGUUGGGCGCAAAUCCGACAUCUACGUGUCGCUAGUUUCGUACAGCUCGAGUGUUGCUCCAAAAGGAUGGUUUAUUGCUAUGGUCUCCACUACGGUGGAAACUGCGAAUCCCGAAGCUGAGAUAAAGUGUGGUUUGGAUCUUCUGGGUCCAAUCAAACAAAAGUUCGUCAUGGUGAGUGACGUUUACAAACCGAAGGACGACGGAAGAGAAAGUCAGAUAUUUGUUUCUCGUUCCUACGACGCGACGACUCAUUUUGAGACGACUUGCAGCGACGUUUUAGACAUUUUCCAGCGAGGAACUGGAGAAGCUUUUGACUUCUCUAAAGUCCGUCAUGACCAAGGGGAAGAUGCCGAAUGAAGCUUUAAGAAAAGAAAUGUUUGCUUGGAAAUGGAUUGUGAAUUCGCUUUUAGCAUGCUGAAGGUUGCCUGGCGACGAUUUCCCCCGGAAAUAUUUGUUGAUCGCACUCUUUCUCUUGUGAUUUGUUGGCAUUUUCUUUUUUUUUCCGCAAAAAAAAGGGAAUCAAAAUUUAUUUUCCUGUCGUGAUCUGUUCCUGAUGUCAUUGUGCUCUCCGAAGAUCUGUUGAACCAGGAAAAUCGUAUUCGAGCGCAAUUUUCAUUCGGUUGCAUUUUGCAGCUGUUGUAAAAUUGUAAAAGAAGCUAGAAAUUAUAUAUUCCUUUCGUUUUUCUCUUAAUUGUGACGCACUCUUGAGGGAUAAUGGGUUUUGAACACUGUGAUUUUGUUGGAUGACCAGUUUUUAAUUUCUGAGAACAUCUUGCAAGCAUUUAAUUUUUGGUUGUGAUGCGUUCAGAUGGAUCGAGUCUAUGGAACACCAGGCUGAGGAUCAAUUGUGCUUGCUUCCGUAUUGGCUUAUUUUGUUGUAUUCCUUCCGUUCUCGUCUUUUUGUAAAGUGCGAGCGAUUGUGAUGCUUGUAGAUGUGUACUGUGCUUAAAAACUUUGCCCCGAA
Molecule: messenger RNA, 1222 nt
Organism: Notodromas monacha
Lineage: Eukaryota; Metazoa; Arthropoda; Ostracoda; Podocopida; Cyprididae
Source: the annotation of a GenBank genome assembly